Eublepharis macularius is the source of this 4228-nucleotide messenger RNA. RefSeq names its product axin 1 (gene AXIN1). The transcript is spliced from 11 exons. The record is from RefSeq and is a predicted model, not a curated record. Bases 334 to 2961 code for a protein of 875 amino acids. Gene Ontology annotation, biological process: negative regulation of canonical Wnt signaling pathway. NCBI's taxonomy places the organism in Eukaryota, Metazoa, Chordata, Lepidosauria, Squamata, Eublepharidae.
UUCCAUUCAUGGCAGGCAGUUUUCAUAAUGUAACAAUGCCUGCAUUAACUUAAUAACUCGAUAUUUAUGUAAACGUUGGCUGAUAGCCUUGAUCCUUCCAACCAGUUCCAUACCGCAAGCCUAAUUUCCGGAAGCACUCCAACGCUUGGAUCCUGCAAGAUGUUACAGCAUGUUUGGAUGGUUCCAUUGACUUAAAUCAUAACUAUUUUUCUGAGACCAGGACUUCAAAAGCAUGUAUUUGAAGACUUUUUAAAGGGCUGGGUCUGCGUGUUUCUGUUGGGACGCUGAGACUUGGGCCGUUCAGUUGCUCCGGUUCUGGCGACCACCAUCAAGAUGAAUGUUCAGGGCCAGAAUUUUCCUCUGGAUCUUGGAGGGAGCUUCACCGAAGAUGCUCCAAGGCCCCCAGUCCCUGGUGAGGAAGGGGAACUAAUUUCCACAGAUCUACGAUCGGUUGGCCAUGGUUUUUACUCUGGGAAAUGUGAUGUUCUCAAAGCGGAGACUUCCACUGCAACGCCAAGACGUCCUGACCUGGAUCUGGGCUAUGAGCCUGAGGGAAGUGCUUCCCCCACGCCUCCCUACUUGAGAUGGGCAGAGUCUUUGCACUCCUUGUUGGACGAUCAGGAUGGGAUAAAUCUGUUCAGGACUUUUCUGAAGCAAGAGGACUGUGCAGACUUGUUGGACUUCUGGUUUGCCUGCAGUGGCUUCCGGAAGCUGGAGCCUUCUGACUCCAAUGAGGAGAAGAGGCUGAAACUGGCAAAAGCUAUUUACAAAAAGUACAUUCUGGAUAAUAAUGGGAUUGUGUCACGGCAAAUCAAACCAGCAACCAAAAGCUUCAUCAAAGAUUGUGUAAUGAAACAGCUAAUUGAUCCUGCCAUAUUUGACCAGGCCCAAACAGAGAUCCAAUCCAUGAUUGAGGAAAAUACAUACCCACUAUUCCUUAAAUCAGAUAUUUAUUUGGAAUAUACAAGGACCGGUGGAGAAAGUCCUAAAGUGUACAGUGAUCAGAGCUCAGGGUCUGGGACAGGGAAAUGUAUGUCUGGUUAUUUGCCUACCCUCAAUGAGGAUGAGGAAUGGAAGUGUGACCAAGAAGUGAAGGAGGCAGCCAGUCGUGAUUCAGUCCCCUCCAGCAGGCUUACCCAACAGCUGCUUCUGGAAACAGCCACUCAGCGCGCAACAUCCUCAUCAAGACGAUACAGUGAAGGAAGAGAGUUCAGGCAUGGGCCUUGGAGAGAGCCAGUGAAUCCUUACUAUGUCAAUACAGGCUAUGCCCUCGCCCCAGCAACCAGCGCAAAUGACAGCGAACAGCAUAGCAUGUCCAGUGAUGCAGACACCAUGUCACUGACGGACAGCAGCGUAGAUGGGAUUCCACCAUACCGACUCAGAAAGCAGCAUCGUAGAGAGAUGCAGGAAAGUGCCAAAGCAAAUGGACGUGUGCCACUACCUCACAUUCCUCGUACCUACCGAAUGCCAAAGGAUAUCCAUGUUGAACCCCAGAAGUUUGCUGCAGAACUGAUAAAUCGCCUGGAAGAAGUCCUAAGGGACCGGGAAGCAGAGGCAAAACUGGAGGAGCGCCUGAAGCGUGUCAGAGCGGAGGAAGAAGGUGAAGAUGCAAACAUCUCCUCGGGCCUCUCCCUCAUGAGCCACAAGCUGCCCUCCACUCAGCUCUUGCCCCACUUUGCCCCUCGUUAUGCUGAGAUGCAGUUGAGGGAUGCUCACGAAGAGAACCCAGAGAGCAUUCUUGAUGAGCAUGUUCAGCGAGUCAUGAAAACACCUGGCUGUCAGUCACCAGGGCCUGGCCGUCACUCCCCCAAGCCCCGUUCCCCCGACAGCGGGCUUGCUGGAAAACUGCUGCACGGCAUGGCGGGAACAAUUCCACUGGGACACAGCAAGCAUGUGGCCAAAUCAGGGCUGAAGCUAGAUGCUGCUAACCUCCACCACCACAAGCACGUUUACCACCAUGUUGUCCACCACCACGGCACCCUCAAGCCCAAAGAGCAGCUGGAGGUGGAAGCCAGCCAGCGUGUGCAGGGCAGCUUUGCCUGGAAUGUGGAUGCUCACAGCUAUGCAACGAAAGCACGGGCCUACGGGGAAAGCGUCAACAUGGCCCCUGCUCCCAUGGAUUCCUUGGCCCACAGUGGGAAAGUUAGUCUGCUCUCAAAAAGAAACACCAAGAAAAUGGAUGUGGGGAAGAGUGAGGGUGCCAGCUAUGACAUGCCAGGCUCUCCGGAGGAUGUGGAGAAAAACCAGAAGAUCAUGCAAUGGAUCAUAGAAGGCGAGAAGGAGAUUAGCAGACACAAGAAGACAACGCAUGGGUCUUCAGGUGCCAAGAAGCAGCUGGCACACGAGGUGCCUCGCCCUGUCUCUGUCGAGCGCCCCAUGGCUGUGCACCCCUGGGUCAGCACGCAGCUCCGGAAUGUUGUGCAACCGUCACACCCUUUCAUCCAGGACCCGACUAUGCCUCCCAACCCAGCUCCCAACCCACUGACCCAGCUAGAGGAAGCCCGCCGGCGGCUAGAAGAGGAAGAGAAGCGGGCUGGAAAGGCGACCACAAAGCAGCGGUAUGUUCAAGAGGUUAUCCAGCGUGGUCGCUCUUCUGUCAGGCCAGCUUGUAUGCCAGUGCGGAAUGUGGUACCCGCCGUCUCCGACCUGGAUCUCUCCGAGUCCGAAAUGAAGCCGCAGAAGAGGCCAGGCGGCAGCUCCUCUCAGCCCUCGGAGAACAUCGUGGUAGCCUAUUACUUCUGUGGAGAGCCCAUCCCUUACCGCACCCUAGUCAAGGGGCGAGUGGUAACCCUGGGGCAGUUCAAGGAGUUGCUCACCAAGAAAGGGAAUUACCGGUAUUACUUUAAGAAAGUGAGCGAUGAGUUUGACUGCGGAGUGGUCUUUGAAGAGGUGCGUGAGGAAGAGGCCAUCUUGCCCAUCUUUGAAGAGAAGAUCAUUGGGAAAGUGGAGAAGAUCGACUAGCUCAAGAGGGAACGCAGAGCAGGUCAAGGCACUGCCGACUCCUUGCCAGCAUUCGGCCCCUGAGGCUGCCUGUGUCAGUGGUCUCCCCUCACUCGUUGCCUGUGGGACUUCCACAGCCCCGCUCAUUGUCAUGUAGCAUCUUUCUACCGUUGCAUUAAGGAGUGUAACACAAUUGUUUACUAAAGCUGCGUAUUUUUGAUACUGUGUAAUAAAAGGAAGCUUUUGGAAAUGACCGGUGCUCUUGUGCCAAGAGACACCAAAGGUGGCCUGAACCAGCCUGCUUCCUUGGAGGGGCGACUGAGGGGCAGGUGGGUGGGCAGGCAGGCAGGCAGGCAGGCACCUGUCAGUGGGAGCUGAAAGGAAGUUGUCUCCCUCUGAGGCUUUGCACGUUAUUUGCCCCAGGAGAUGGUGCUUCAUUUAGAGUGGUCCUUCCAUGCAACCCAGUCACUGGUGCUUCAGUGACAGCACCAGACUUGCUCUCAUGCCUUGGUUCAGAGCCUUCCCUGGUGUUGCAGGCUUGAUGACUAGUUCAGCUUAAGAGUGAUGAGGAAGGGCUGUGCAGAUUGGAUUGCCUGCUGCAUGAAGGAGUCUGGGUGUAGCCUGCUGACUUCGUAUCCGGUUGGUGCUUGCUUCAGUGAUGGGAGGCAGCUGAAAGAUUCUAGGCAGGAUGUCCUGCACCACCACCCCCAGCUGAUUCUGUGUCUGUGCACACAUCCCUUUGGGCCUCAACCCCCUGCCCCUCACUGAACCUUGUGGGACAUGAAGCCGGUCCCUAACUUGCCAAGGCCAUCUCUCUCGGUCUGUCCCACACCUGCUCUGUCUCAAUGUUCCCUGAUUAGUUCUGAUCAUGGCUGGUGUCUCUGUAGUGCUGCCUAACACUCCCUGCCUCCGUCGGCGUGCAUCAUACAGAGGUGCCAGGGCUGUGCAGGAUGUCCGUCCCCCACUGACGUCACCGAGUGCCUUGAACUCAGUUGUCCUCCUCUGGGGCAGGAAGAGCCCCACAGCUAGUUUGCUCCAGGGGAUCUGCUUGUGUUCUACAUCGGAAGGAUUUUUAAUGUGUAUUCUCCAGCAGUCACGGGUUUUUCAUUUUCCCUUUUUUCCCCAGAAGGGUUCAGUUGUAAAUAUGUACAUUUUCUAAACAAAGUAUCAGUGACCAGCAGUUGGGCUGACAGCUGGUGACUCCUGAACAUUUUUCACAUGCUGACUUGUACAAUUAUCUUUUGAAAGGUACUUGGAUGAUAAUGGAAUAAACCUUGCUGUUCAAAUA